AUGGAACAAUUGCACAAAUUGCAGGCAACCAUAUUCCAAAAUGCACCCACGGCUCCAGAUGGGCGGACAGAUGCCGAAGCUGCGGCGACGCCCUCGGUCAAUCAGACGUCGCUGUUGCAUGAUUUAACUCAUCUAGGUCGAGAUAACGCUGCCACGUUGGUCCAGGCCUUCAACACAUUGAUCUCAGGAAAGCCCUUGAACGACAAAGAGCUGUUGCUCGAGCAUGGCGUGCACAUGCUGCAAUCGCUCCCGCCCAACAGCGGACUGGGUGCGGACGCCGCUGGUCAGUUCAUCAAAAUGCUAUGGGACGACUUGCCCCACCCACCAGGAACCGUGGCUGGCCCUACGACGAGAUACAGGAGGCACGACGGAGGGAACAACAAUCUCUGGGAUCCCGAGUUGGGAAAAGCAGGCUCGCCCUACAGCCGAAGCGUGCCGCCUGUGAAACCAAAAGGCCCUAACUUGCCGGACGUCGAACUCGUCUUCGAACAUCUGCUCCGGCGAAAAGAAGGCUCGUUUCGCAAACACCCAUCCGGGCUAAACAGGUUGUUCUUCUCCUUCGCCACGGUCGUCAUACAUGAGUGCUUUCAGACCUCAAGGGGGAACAAUUGGCAAAACGAAACGUCCAGCUACGUCGAUCUCAGCACACUCUACGGAAACACCAGCAAGGAACAAGAACGAGUACGGACGUACAAGAACGGCCUGAUCUAUCCAGAUUCGAUUGCCUCGGAGAGGAUCAUGCUGAUGCCACCGGGCGUCAUUGCCGUAUUGAUGAUGUUUUCCAGGAACCACAACCAGAUUGCUGAAACGCUCUUGUCUAUCAAUGAGCAAGGGACGUAUGGUCCAUGGGAUAAACUGAAAGAAGAGGACCAGAAAAAACAAGACGAGGACAUUUUCCAGCUGAGCAGAAACAUUAACGUCGGUUUCUUCGCCUCUGUGGUGCUGAGAGACUACGUUGCUGCCAUCUUAAACACUCCCCGAGCCAAUUCGGAGUGGUCGCUCAACCUGGGAGAAGAGAUCAGGUCUGCACAGGUCGGACGUGUACCGAGAGGCUUGGGUAACGCCGUCUCGGUGGAGUUUGCAGUUCUCUACCACUGGCAUGCUGCCCUGAGCGCUGCCGACGCGAGGUGGAUGGAAGAUGUCAUCAAGGGGAAUCUUCCACAGAUCAAGUCCAUUGAUGAAAUGACUCCGGCGCUCUUCUGGCAGAUGACGGGGAAAAUCACCAAGGAGCUGACAUCCAAGCCUGCUCGUGAAUGGACAUUUAAUAACUUGACGCGCGGUCCGGAUGGACGCUUCGACGACGCCGAGCUGGGCCGUCUCAUCAAAGACUGCAUCGAGGAGCCAGCUCACGCAUUCGGGGCCAAUGGGACACCGGCCAGUCUGAAGGUGGUGGAUCUCAUGGGCCAGCUUCAGGCCAGGGAGAUCUUCAACACCUGCACGCUGAACGAGUUCCGGAAAUACCUCAACUUGACGGCAUACAAGAGUUUCUCGGAAUGGAACGAGGAUCCGGAAGUGUCUCGAGCGGCCGAGCUCUUAUACGGCCACAUUGACAAUCUUGAACUAUAUCCCGGUCUGCAGGCAGAGUGUACCAAGCCGCCAAUGCCAGGCAGCGGUGUCUGUCCUGGCCAAACAACCGGACGUGGCAUCCUGGAUGAUGCCGUUGCUCUGGUGCGAGGCGACCGUUUCCUCACAUACGAUUUCAAUAGCACCACCCUGACAAACUGGGGCGUGUCCAAACUCGCGGAUCUCCCGGGAGGCGCCUACGGAGGCAUACUCGCAAAGCUGAUCUUCAACGGCCUCCCUGGAGAGUUCACCGGCACAUCCACAUAUGCUUUGAUGCCGUUCUACACACCAGAGGCCGUCAAGGGCAUCCUCGAAGGCAACAAGGUGGUGGCCAAGUAUGACCUUCGGAGACCUCCACCAAAUGUGAUGAAGCUUGUCGGCAUCCACACUCAAGAAGGUGUCAAGAAGGCCUUUGAAGACCGAGAUACUUUCCACGUUAUGUAUCAAACCGCCAUCCGCAACUGCACCGAUGGCCACGAAUUUAUGAUCGGCUGGGACGACCAAGCCCGCCACGACCCCCGUUCCGUCAUCCUCCACAAGGUCUUCUUUGAGGAGAAUUUCGAGCAGAACCUGAAGCAGUAUUUCCGCGAAACCGUCAGGAGCCUCAUCCACAAGAGCACCCUCAAGUAUCCCGACCAUCGCAGAUCGAUCGACAUCGUCCGUGAUGUCUGUAACGUCACGCCCAUCAUGUGGCUCGCGCGCCGGUUCGCCAUCCCCAUCAAGGAUGCGGCCCACCCUCGCGGCUUGGUCACCAUUCCGGAAUUAUUCGACAUCUAUCUGGUUCUGUUCAUGUACCAGAGCUUCAACAUCCUGCCGGUCAACGAGUGGAAGUUGAGAGAGACGGCCGAGACGGUUGCGCCGAUCUUGAGACAGAUCUUUACAGCCCACUUCCGGACGCAACGUGGUCUGACGGAGUACAUUGUGGACUGGCUGGCGAAGGGUACGGCGUACGAGGUCGGACCCGACGCAGACCAGUUCUACCACGCGAUGAACAAGACGGGAUUGGACGUGGGUGACAUGGUGGGUGAUUGCAUUGGCAUGGGCGCUCCUGUCGCGGGCAACAUCACCCAACAAGCGUCCCUCCUCAUCGAUCUCUACCUGAGUGAGGGGUAUGAGCAAUACAAGGCGCGGAUCGUGGAGCUGGCGCAGAAGGAAGACGAAGCCUCUGACAAGGAGCUGCUCGGGUUCGUGUUUGAAGGCAUGCGCCAUGCCGGAGUCGUGCCCGGUCUCCCUCGCGUCGCCUCGAAGGACGUCACAUUCGAGGACGGCGCACGCGGGCCCAUACACAUCAAGGCCGGCCAAUACGUGCUCAUCGCGACGUCCUCUGCCGCGAUGGACCCUGUUGCGUUCCCAGACCCUGAGAAGAUCGAUCCGCACCGCCCCAUGUCAUCGUACACCCUGCUGGGACACGGCAUGCACUACUGCUUCGGCGCGCGGCUGAUCGGGCCGGCACUCGUCGCCACGCUCAAGGAGGUCUUCCGCCUGAAGAACCUCCGUCGCGCCGAGGGUCGUCUGGGUCGCUUCAGCGUGAUCGCGCAGGACAUUGCGGGUGUCAAGGCCAAGAUCUACCUCGACGCGAACGCAAAGGAGUCGCCCAUCCCGACGACCUUGCAUCUGUUGUACGAUGAGUGA
Fonsecaea erecta is the source of this 3195-nucleotide messenger RNA. RefSeq lists its product as hypothetical. The record is from RefSeq and is a predicted model, not a curated record. The coding region runs from base 1 to 3195 and encodes 1064 amino acids. Gene Ontology annotation, biological process: response to oxidative stress. The transcript is spliced from 3 exons. NCBI's taxonomy places the organism in Eukaryota, Fungi, Ascomycota, Eurotiomycetes, Chaetothyriales, Herpotrichiellaceae. Gene Ontology annotation, molecular function: oxidoreductase activity, acting on paired donors, with incorporation or reduction of molecular oxygen; monooxygenase activity; iron ion binding.